AUGUCGAAUUUGUCAAAGCUUGAGUUUGUGGCACUUGAUAUCUCCGGAAAGAAUUACCUAUCAUGGGUACUCGAUGCUGAAAUGCACCUAGACGCCAAAGGUCUUGGUGCCACGAUUACUCAAAAUAAUACAGCAUCGAGUCAAGACAAAGCGAAGGCAAUGAUUUUCCUUCGUCAUCAUCUGGAUGAAGGAUUAAAAGUUGAAUACCUGACAGUGAAAGAUCCACUUGAAUUGUGGACUGGUUUGAAGGAAAGGUAUGACCACAUUAAGGUAACGGUAUUGCCCAGGGCUCGUUAUGAGUGGAUUCACUUACGGUUACAAGAUUUUAAAACUGUAUGUGAUUAUAACUCUGCUGUCUAUAUAAUUACGUCCCAAUUGAAAUUAUGUGGGGAUAAUAUAACUGACGAGGAUAUGUUGGAAAACACUCUUACGACUUUUCAUGCCUCCAAUUUGGUAUUACAACAACAGUACUGUGAAAGGGGUUUUAAAAAGCAUGCUGAUUUGAUAUCAUGUCUUCUUGUAGCUGAGCAACACAAUACCCUUUUAUUGAAAAAUCAUGAAGCCCGUCCCACUGGAACUGCUCCAUUCCCGGAAGCGAAUGUGGUAGCAACACAUGGCCCAACUGAAAGAAGACAAAAUAAUCGGGGCCAUAAUAAUGAGCGUGGGCGUGGCAGGGGCAGGGGACGAUAUAAUAAUCGUCGUGAUGGUGGUCACCAUAAAAGGGAGAACAAUAUGGGUUAUCAAGGGCCUUCACGAAAAUAUGAUGAUAAUGUUGAAGCUAAUUUGGCUUUGAAAGAUGAUGAUUUUGAUGGGCUUGAUGAUAUUACUCAUUUGGAAGUUGAAGACUUCUUUGGAGAUUGA
Molecule: messenger RNA, 861 nt
Organism: Lycium barbarum (goji berry)
Lineage: Eukaryota; Viridiplantae; Streptophyta; Magnoliopsida; Solanales; Solanaceae
Exons: 2
Coding region: 1-861 (286 amino acids)
Source: RefSeq, a predicted model, not a curated record